AUGGUCACACGCUGGUUCAGCAAUCAGCCCAAACGAGAUAGACUCUCAUGGGCAUCGAUCCUGGUUGUCAUGGCACUCGGACUACAAUCCAUGCCUGAGGGGAGCCAGAACAUUCACGAAACCGCCACUGGAGAGACUUGGAUGAGCUAUUGCAUGAGGAAUGCACAAUCUACCUUGCCCGAACUCAUGGCCCGGGAUGAAGACCUCGUUGGCCUCCAGGUGAUGGUAUCCCUGGCACUCCUAUUCCAGGGCUCUGUUGAUUUGAGACCAUCGAGCGUUCUUCUUGGAAUGGCGAUCAGGCUCACGCACAGGAUGCAACUACACCAAAAAGACCCGGGCCGGCAUUUUUCUGACGGGGAGGCCCAACAGAGGUCCAAUGUGUUCUGGAUAACAUAUCUUCUGGACAAGGACAUAAGCCUCCGAAUGAAAACUCCCUCUCUCCUAUCAGAUGAUGAUAUCAACCUCCCACUUCCCGAUCAUGAGUCAUCAACAAAUGGAGGCUUCAUUCAUUCGCUUCAUGGAGAUGUUUCUCUCAAUAUGCUCUAUCAACGCGCUAGACUGGCUCAGAUCGAGAGCAAAAUCAACGCUCUCAUCUGCUCAAACCAUUAUUUGGAGUAUGAGACUAGUACGAGGCGGGAUCGCGUGGCAAGCUUGGGCGCGAUGCUGGAGCAGUGGUACUCCGAAAUCCCGGCUGCCUUCAAGCCUGCUAAUGCUCCCAGCUCUCUCAAGCCCGUAGAUCUGGCCCAGGUCAUGUAUCUCCACCACGUGUACUUGUUUUGCCUGAUCUGUAUACACGGGAUUUGGAGCGCCAAGUCUGAGUGGAUGUGCAAGAUUGGUUCAUUCAGCAAGGCAGCGAUCGAGGAUAUCAUGGUGACAAUCCAAGGCCCAAGAGUCACGACAUGUUUACAAUUGCAAGAGCCUCCCUCAAUCGCGGGAUGGAAUCAUUGUGUGUCUGCCACUCGGGAGGCCAUACAACUAUUUCUACAAGCACCCCUCGCAAGUUCUUCAGCAUGGCUAUGCACUUGUGCUCAAUUUUCAGGCAUGAUCAUUCUUCUAGCCGACAUAAUUAUUCACCCAUCUGCAACAACCAAGUCCCAAGAUUUGCGACUAGUCAAGGCUUCGAAGCAGAAAUAUGAUCAGUUUCUAGGUGGUGCUCCAUCUCACCUACAUGAGUCCUUGAAUCUGAUAAUAGACGACCUCCUUCAGCGUGCAGGCAGCUGCUGUGAUGAUGAUAACAUUGAGCACUCCAGCGGUAGAGACUCGGCCAAUGCAUUCUCUUUGGGCAUGGAAUCAUCGGAAACGCUGCUCAGUAACGGUUUACCUGAAUUCGGCUAUGAGGAUAUCCAGGCCAUGAAUUUUGGCUUUCCCGAUUUUAUGUCUUCUCGAAUAAACGAGGAAAAUAUGUUUUUGGGUCUUGACGGGUAA
Messenger RNA from Clonostachys solani, 1425 nucleotides. Lineage: Eukaryota; Fungi; Ascomycota; Sordariomycetes; Hypocreales; Bionectriaceae. The record is from the annotation of a GenBank genome assembly.